ACACACACCUGAACCACGCGCUUUGGCCCGGUUUGUCCCGGGUUAUUACUCAUCAGGACCGGGUCCGAGGUCCGGGUGUCCGACAUGAACCCUCCAACCGGAAGAGAGGAACCGGACCAGCCAGGUAACCCUAACCCAGAACACUACAUGACUCACUCUGCUUCAUCUGGACCGGCUUCAGCAGGAGGGGGCGGGCUUUACCUGAACGCCUACGAAGUCUCAUUUCCCCUGGAGGAGAAUAUGGACCCGCCCCCUUCGUACCACCUGACCAACGGCACUCAGAUGACAGACGACCCAGGUCUCCAGGAUCCGCCCCCCCAUGCCCCCUACAGUCCCUUCAUCCUGGUCUCUAAUCUUCGGGCUCAUCUGUACGUGGCUCUGGAGAAAAACGUGUGGAUGCAGAAACGCAUCGAGGAGCUGGAAGAGGAGAGGAACUAUCUCCGAUGUCAGUUAGACCGAUUUAUAAUCAGCAUGAGGAGUCCGACUGAACAGGUGACUGAUUGGGGCGGAGACUCCCAGCGGGGGGUGAAGGUCCAGCCCACUGUUCCUCCAAACCCCCCCUCCCCAAUGACCACCAGGUCUGGGAUGACCCUCAAACGCCUUCAGGGACCAGGUCUAAGGCCCCGCCGUGGCACCGCCCCCAUCCCAGUGAAGCAGGAGUUCCACCUGGAGGAGGAUAAAUAUUACACCGAUGCUGAGUUUGUGGAGGAAGAGGAUGAAGAAGACGACUCGUCUGUGGAGACGAAGAAAAAGGGCAGAGGGCGAAGGAACGGAGGAGAACCACGGAUGAAGAUGAGGAGAAUCUUCAGGAUCAGCCAUGGACGGGAGAGGCAGAGAGUGAAGGACCCAGAUGGGGUUCUGAUCCGGUACAAGAAGAUCCUGUCCACCUACCAGCGGGUCCGGAGUAUGUCCAGGGCCUUCCAGAUCCACGGCGUGGACAGAAACACCAUGGCGUCCACGUCACCCAUCGCUGAGCUGCUGCUGGUGGCACCAGAGAAGGUGGCGGACGUCGGUGAGUUUGACCCGUCUAAGGAGAAGCUUCUGGAUUAUGCCCGACGCUGUUAUAAGACCAUGGACGAGCAAACGCACGCCAAAGUCCAGAGCAUGAAGAAGACGCACAAGCUGCUGCCCAUCUCCUAUAGGUUCAGGAACUGACCAAUGGGAGGAGCAGCAGGAGGAGGAGGCACCGCCCCCUUUUUUCAGUGUCACUUAAAGAAACAAUAAUAAAUGUGACAAGUCCAACACAGUUAAUGUGAAAACAGUUCAACUCAUUUAAGUGUUUCUUUAGUUUAGUCAGAUGA
Sphaeramia orbicularis (orbiculate cardinalfish) is the source of this 1301-nucleotide messenger RNA. Its product is annotated as coiled-coil domain-containing protein 106-like. Lineage: Eukaryota; Metazoa; Chordata; Actinopteri; Kurtiformes; Apogonidae. The coding region runs from base 85 to 1155 and encodes 356 amino acids. The transcript is spliced from 7 exons. The record is from RefSeq and is a predicted model, not a curated record. Gene Ontology annotation, cellular component: nucleoplasm.